This is a messenger RNA of Astyanax mexicanus (Mexican tetra), 3791 nucleotides long. It is a transcript of the gene dll4, whose product is annotated as delta-like 4 (Drosophila). Gene Ontology annotation, biological process: heterophilic cell-cell adhesion; cell communication; Notch signaling pathway. Gene Ontology annotation, molecular function: calcium ion binding. Gene Ontology annotation, cellular component: plasma membrane; protein-containing complex. The record is from RefSeq and is a predicted model, not a curated record. The transcript is spliced from 11 exons. NCBI's taxonomy places the organism in Eukaryota, Metazoa, Chordata, Actinopteri, Characiformes, Acestrorhamphidae. The coding region runs from base 622 to 2661 and encodes 679 amino acids.
ACGCGAGAAACAAGUCUUCAUUCACGACUUAAGAAGACGGGCGUUAGGAGAAACACCCCCACCCCAAACGCGCGCGCGCACACACACAUACACACAAACGCACGCGCACGCACGCACACACAUAUAUACAUAGCCUACAAACGCGCGCGCACACACAUACACACACAAUCACACUGGACAACCCCUUAUGCACGCAACGAAACGACAGCCUGAGGCAUCGAGGUGACCACAGUGGAGGGAAUAGGGGACAUGCACGGUGGUCGGAGUGGAUAGAAGAGUGGAUACUCGUCUGCUGCUGGCUGAGCUUCACCUUUUGGGAUAAAGCUGGGGGGGAUUUUGAGAUUUUGACCCCCUUCUGUUGUUUUCUUUUUUUUUCUUUGACGUUUCUCGCAACGGACACGCGCGCAGAGGCGCAGGACCGGAGGAGCGCGCGCGCAAAGGAAUAUACGCCUUGUCUCCUUUUUGUCUUUUUUAUAUUAUUUAUUUUUUGAAUUGUUGCGACCUGCAGACACGCUUGUGGAGUAGGAGCUUGUACGGAAUAGACUACUUACUGAAGCCGCGGGUGAAGCAGUUGCACCCCCCUCCCUCCCUCCCUCCUCCCCGGGAGCACUGAGCAGCAGCAUGGCAGCUCGGCUCACCUUCCUCCUCUCAAUGCUCUCCUCGCUCAUAACGCAGAUGUUGGGAUCCGGCGUGUUCGAACUGGACCUUCACGAGUUCAAAAAUUUCAAGGGGCUGCUGGCCAACGGAGAGCCGUGCCGGCCCGAGUGCAGGACUUUCUUUCGAGUUUGCCUCAAAAACUACCAGGCGGUGGUCUCUCCGGGAGACUGCAUCUUCGGCACCGCCGUCACCCCGGUGCUGGGCUCCAACUCGUUCAGGGCGGAGGGUGCACCUCUCAGCACCCCAGUUCGACUGCCCUUCAGCUUUGGAUGGCCGGGAUCCUUUUCUUUGAUUAUUGAAGCCUGGUAUUCACCUGUAGACUCAAACAACUCUGACUUAAAGAUUAGUACUUUUGCCAUCCAAAGACAGUUGGACGUAGGGGCUGAGUGGUCUCAGGAUGUCCAAAGUGGGCAGCAGACAGAGCUGAGGUAUUCUUACCGGUUCAUCUGCAAUGAAAAUUACUACGGCGACAGUUGUUCCAAAAUAUGCGCACCCAGGGAUGACCGAUUUGGCCACUACACCUGCAAUCCAGAUGGGCAGUUGUCCUGUCUCCCUGGCUGGAAAGGGGAAUACUGUGAAGAACCUAUCUGCCUUAAGGGGUGCAGCGAGGCCAACGGCAAUUGCUCCAAGCCCGGAGAGUGUGUCUGUAGAGAGGGUUGGCAGGGCACCUUCUGUACUGAGUGUAAGAAGCACCCAGUGUGCAAGCAUGGCACUUGCAACCAGCCUUGGCAGUGCAACUGCAAGGAGGGCUGGGGUGGACUCUUCUGUGACCAAGAUCUGAACUUCUGCACCCACCACAAGCCGUGUAAGAAUGGAGCCACGUGCAUGAACACAGGCCAGGGCAGCUACACGUGCACGUGCAUGCCAGGCUACACUGGGGUCAACUGUGAGCUGGAGGUGCGGCAGUGUGACAGCAACCCCUGCAGGAACAGAGGCCACUGUACGGAGCUGGAUAAUGGCUAUAUGUGCACCUGCCUGCCUGGCUUUGAGGGCUCUCACUGUGAACACAGCCUGCUCACCUGUGCAGAUAUGCCAUGCUUCCAAGGCGGCAAGUGCCACGAAAAGGACAAUGGCCGCAGCUACUCAUGUGACUGCCCCAGAGGUUACACAGGCCUCAACUGUGAGAAGAGGGUGGACAAAUGCACGACCCUGCCAUGUGCCAACGGUGGUGCGUGUGUUGUUCUGGGAGGCGUACGCAUGUGCAGCUGCCGCGCCGGCUUCACGGGUCAGCGCUGUGAGAUCAACAUCAACGACUGUGCAUCCAACCCCUGUGCCAACGGGGGCACCUGCCACGACCGGAUCAGCGACUACAUCUGCUCCUGCCCCCCAGGGUACGGAGGCCGCAACUGCAACCUGCUGACCACUGCCUGCCCCGCUCAGCUCUGCCUCAACGGGGGCUCAUGUGCCACCAUCCCCGGAGGACCUCCAGCCUGCUUCUGCCCCAGCGGCUUCACCGGACCCCGCUGCGAGUACUUCGCACUCACCCUGCCCUCCCUCCCAGCAACCGAGCCCAAGGACAGCUUCCAGUGGGCCGCCGUGUCCCUGGCUGUGGGGCUGGUGGCCCUGUUGGUCCUUCUCUGCAUGGUGGGCAUUGCACUGCGCCACAUUCACAGACAGGCCAAUGCCGAAAGAACUCAGGCAGAUGCAAUGAACAACCUGUCCGAUACGCAGAGAGACAAUUUAAUACCUACGUCCCAGUUAAAGAACACCAAUAAAAAGGUGGGCCUAGAAGUGGACUGUGGACCAGAGAAGUCCAAUUACAUACACAAGAAUUACCACUUGGACUACAACUCGUCAAAAGAUUUCAAAGAGGCUCCUUCGCAAGAGGAUAAAAGUCACAAAUAUGAAAAGUGUUUAGAAGACAAAAUACCAUUGAGUAGAAUGUACAGCGAAAAGCCGGAGUGUAGGAUAUCAACAAUAUGUUCCCCGAGAGACUCCAUGUACCAAUCUGUGUUUGUAAUAGCGGAGGAGAGGAGUGAAUGCGUCAUAGCAACUGAGGUAUAAAUGACAGGAGGAUGUAUACGAAGCGGAGAGAUGGGGAGGACACAAUCAAAGCAGAAUAUCCUGGAUUGUUUACAAAAAAACUGAAGAGACUGGAGAUGAUUAUUUGUGGUGUCCACUGCUGCUCUGAGAAACUUGAGGAACUGAAGAGAGAAAGAGCGGAACUCUGCUCACUGAACGCAAUAGAUUAGUUCCUGUUGAAGGAGUGUUUGUGUACAAACGUGUACAGUCCUGGACGUUUUUCUCAUCCCUUCUGCUACGGUAUGGUUUUUCCCUCACAAACUGUAAGGAGGAAAGAAAAGGACUUACACUGCAAGAGGAAAAAAAUGUUUUUGGCAGAGAGAAGUGGUCUCCCCCCACAUUGAGUGAGUGUUUCUCUCUCUCUCUCUUUCCUUCUCUUUCUCUCUCUCUCUCUGUCUGUCUGUCUGUCUGUCUGUCUCUCACUCUCGUGUGGUAAUCACGGACACAUCAUCUGCCAACAAAUCACUAAGAAGGUGCCAGGAACUUCCAAACCUUCAACCAGCAUUGCCAGCUAUGCAAGAACGGAGAGGGGGGAACCAAUCAGAGCCCAAUCCCACUCACCCCAAUCAUGAGAAGAGAUAUGAAUGUCUGAAAAAAACAACAUGUACAAAUGUCAAUCAUAUCAAAAAGUGACUGUUGUUCUCCGUGCUAAGAUUGUAUGCAGCCCAAAUUCACAAAAAAGCCUUAAAAGAAUGGGAAAGGAUGCUAAUUUUGUGCCCCGGGUCGUCUUGGAUUGCCUGAAACGAGGGAAACAUUCCUUUUUAAUCAACGGGGAUUCUGACGACAGCAGGAUUGUUAUACAUCGAGCUGCACAAAAAGGAUCCAAGAGGACAUAAAGUGUCAUUUAUGUCUUUUAUGCAACAUGGCCCAACAUGUACAAGACCAGAGAAUGACAAAAAAAAAAACAGAGAAAAAAAGUGACUGCACACCACUGACUGCCUAUAAUUAGUUUUUGAGACCAAUAAUGUAAUUUUAAAAUAAAAAAGAUUAUUUCCAGAGUUAAUUUAAUUGACACACUGCUCUUUAUAUGUUUUAUACUAUUAUUUUGUAUAUAAUGCAUAUUUAUAAGAACCAAACAUCUGAAGAAUAAAAAAAUGUUAAUUCCUUCUGUA